AUACCGGCGCCGCGUCGCCAGGAAGGCCCUCUCCGCCUCCGCCCCUGUCCGGCGCCGCUUUCUGGAAGGUUCGUGAAAGCCGGGGACGCACGCCGUUACUCUGCGGCCAGCCGGAAUCCGGCUCCAUCCGUUCUUCCCGAGCCCGCGCAGACCCAGCUGAGUUUCCCAUGCCCGAGAACGCGGUACCCCGGAGCGGGGCGCCCGCCGGGACUGCCGGCGGCCGCGGGAAGGGCGCCUAUCAGGACCGCGACAAGCCUGCCCAGAUCCGCUUCAGCAACAUUUCUGCGGCCAAAGCGGUUGCUGAUGCUAUCAGAACAAGCCUUGGACCAAAAGGAAUGGAUAAAAUGAUUCAGGAUGGAAAAGGUGAUGUGACCAUAACAAAUGAUGGUGCCACCAUUCUAAAACAGAUGCAAGUAUUACAUCCAGCAGCCAGAAUGCUGGUGGAGCUCUCUAAGGCUCAAGAUAUAGAAGCAGGAGAUGGUACCACAUCAGUAGUCAUCAUUGCUGGCUCUCUCUUAGAUUCUUGUACCAAGCUUCUUCAGAAAGGGAUCCAUCCAACCAUCAUUUCCGAGUCGUUCCAGAAGGCUUUGGAAAAGGGUAUUGAAAUCUUGACUGACAUGUCUCGACCUGUGGAACUCAGUGACAGAGAAACUUUAUUAAAUAGUGCAACCACUUCAUUGAACUCAAAGGUUGUCUCUCAGUAUUCAAGUCUGCUUUCUCCAAUGAGUGUAAAUGCAGUGAUGAAAGUGAUUGACCCAGGCACAGCCACAAGUGUAGAUCUUAGAGACAUUAAAAUAGUUAAGAAGCUUGGUGGGACUAUUGAUGACUGUGAGUUGGUAGAAGGACUGGUUCUCACACAAAAAGUGGCAAAUUCUGGCAUAACCAGAGUAGAAAAAGCUAAGAUUGGUCUUAUUCAGUUUUGCUUAUCUGCUCCCAAAACAGAUAUGGAUAAUCAAAUAGUGGUUUCUGACUAUGCUCAGAUGGACCGAGUGCUGCGAGAAGAGAGAGCCUAUAUUUUAAAUUUAGUGAAGCAAAUUAAAAAGACAGGAUGUAAUGUCCUUCUCAUACAGAAGUCUAUUCUAAGAGAUGCUCUUAGUGAUCUUGCAUUACAUUUUUUGAACAAAAUGAAGAUCAUGGUGAUUAAGGAUAUUGAAAGAGAAGACAUUGAAUUCAUUUGUAAGACAAUUGGAACCAAGCCAGUUGCUCAUAUUGACCAAUUCACUGCUGACAUGCUGGGUUCAGCUGAGUUGGCUGAGGAGGUCAAUUUGAAUGGUUCUGGCAAACUGAUCAAGAUCACAGGCUGUGCCAGCCCUGGAAAAACAGUUACAAUUGUUGUUCGUGGUUCUAACAAACUGGUGAUUGAAGAAGCUGAGCGUUCCAUUCAUGAUGCCCUUUGCGUUAUUCGCUGUUUAGUGAAGAAGAGAGCUCUUAUUGCAGGAGGUGGUGCUCCAGAAAUAGAGUUGGCCCUACGAUUAACUGAAUAUUCACGAACAUUGAGUGGUAUGGAAUCCUACUGCAUUCGUGCUUUUGCAGAUGCUAUGGAGGUCAUUCCAUCUACGCUAGCUGAAAAUGCUGGCCUGAAUCCCAUUUCUACUGUAACAGAACUAAGAAAUCGGCACGCCCAAGGAGAAAAAACUACAGGCAUUAAUGUCCGAAAGGGUGGUAUUUCCAAUAUUUUAGAGGAACUGGUUGUCCAACCUCUGUUGGUUUCCGUCAGUGCUCUGACUCUAGCAACUGAAACUGUCCGGAGCAUUCUGAAAAUUGAUGAUGUGGUAAACACUCGAUAAUCUGGAUAACUGGCUCACCACCAGUACUGUGGCUAGAGUGGAAGAAGAUUGCCUAGGUGUUCCUUGUUGUUAAGAAGAUUGUUUCCUCUGUGAAUUCCUGGUCAUGGUCUUUCAGUUGGCAUUUGCUCAAAACUGUAUUGAAACAAUUUAAUGAAAAUAUAAAAUAUUUGAUUUCAAAAGGUAGAUUAAUAUUUGUUCUCCCCUCCAGCAUCUUAUUAUUUCUGAUAAUUUUUUAAAAUCUAUAUAAGAAAU
Molecule: messenger RNA, 2039 nt
Organism: Carlito syrichta (Philippine tarsier)
Lineage: Eukaryota; Metazoa; Chordata; Mammalia; Primates; Tarsiidae
Gene: CCT4
Product: chaperonin containing TCP1 subunit 4
Exons: 14
Coding region: 168-1787 (539 amino acids)
Biological process (GO): protein folding
Cellular component (GO): chaperonin-containing T-complex
Molecular function (GO): ATP binding; ATP hydrolysis activity; ATP-dependent protein folding chaperone
Source: RefSeq, a predicted model, not a curated record